AUGUUAAAUUAUAAUGAAAAUUAUUCUGAUAAGGCCUAUAGAGGAAUGUUGUUGGAAUAUUUUUAUAAACCUCUUCAUACAUAUGCGAAGGGAGAAGGUUGGAUAGAUGAGAGUGCAACACUUUCAAUCAAAGAGGAAACGAAUAAGAAUACUAAAGAAGGAAAUGUCUUGAGUGAUGAUGAUAGUGUAGAUUUGGGAGCUAAUUUACAAGAUGAACAACAUCUUCCCUCAUCUAUUCAACUAAAUUAUGGGAAUACAUCCUGCCUAUUUAAACCUAAAAAGAUUACAAAAAAGUCAAAACGCAAGCAAAAAGCUCCAUCAACAACAAAUAUUCCACCAAUUAAGAGAACUGCCAUAAUUAGUAAUAGAGCAAAUAAUGAAUCUAGAAUGAUGUAUUUAGAAGAGAAGGAUCUCAAUAGCACAGAAACAUUAUUAACUGCUAUAAGAAAUAAUUUAGAAAUCACUCGUUUAAAUAAUUUACAAUUUAAACAUAAGAAUAUUUAUGUUACUGUUAAGGAGAAUGAAGUUUCAAUAAUUAAAGAUCUAAUGAAGGAGAAUGAUGAUACUUUGAAAUUUUGUUAUGGAACUAAAGCUCAAUAA
This is a messenger RNA of Naegleria gruberi, 600 nucleotides long. RefSeq lists its product as uncharacterized. Bases 1 to 600 code for a protein of 199 amino acids. The transcript has a single exon. Lineage: Eukaryota; Heterolobosea; Eutetramitea; Acrasida; Naegleriidae. The record is from RefSeq and is a predicted model, not a curated record.